CGUGAGCCCAUUCCAGCCAAGAUGGCGAGCGGAGGGGUCUCGGUGGCUUUGCUGUGGACCGAAGUGAACCGUUGCGAGCAGAAUGGAGACUUUACGAGAGCCCUGAAAGCCGUGAAUAAAAUUCUCCACGAGAACAGGGACGACGUGACGGCUCUUCACUGUAAGACGGUUUGCCUCGUUCAGACCGGCAGCUUCAAAGAGGCGCUGAACUUCAUGAACACGCACUCCAAAGUGCUCGGCAGUGACGUUGUGUUUGAGAAGGCGUACAGCGAGUACCGGCUGAACCGAGUGGAAAGCGCCCUGAAGACCAUCGAGGCUGCUCCCGAGCAAACGGACAAGCUGAAGGAGCUCUACGGUCAAGUGUUGUACAGACUGGAGCGCUACGACGACUGCAAGUCGGUGUACACGGAUCUGAUCAGGAACUCCCAGGAUGAGUACGAGGAGGAGAGGAAGACCAACCUCGCUGCUGUGGUGGCGUCGAUGAGUCAGUGGGAGGAAGCGCCAUUGGAAGAUCUCGGUCUUCCCGAGUCCACGUAUGAGCUGUGCUACAACGCCGCCUGCGCUCUGAUUGGCCAGGGACAGCUCACGGAGUCCUUCAAUAAACUACGGCAAGCGGAGGAGCUUUGCAGAGUCUCAUUGGCAGAUGAUUCUGACGUGACGGAGGAGGACAUCGAGUCUGAGCUCGCCGUCAUUCACUCUCAGAUGGCGUACGUCAUGCAGCUCCAGGGUCGGACGGACGAGGCGCUGCAGCUCUACAACCAGGUCAUCAAGCUCAAGCCGUCGGAUGUGGGGCUGCUCGCUGUGACCGCCAACAAUAUCAUCACAAUCAAUAAGGACCAAAACGUGUUCGACUCCAAGAAGAAGGUGAAACUGACAAACGCCGAAGGCGUCGAGUACAAGCUGGCGAGGAAGCAGCUGCAGGCCAUCGACUUCAACAAAGCCCUCCUGGCCAUGUACACCAACCAGGCGGACCAGUGCAGGAAACUGGCGUCCAGUCUCCAGUCUCAGAAUCCGGGUCACCCGCGGCCGGUCCUCAUCCAGGUGGCUCAGCUGUGCAGGGAGAAGCAGCACAGCCGCGCCACCGAGCUGCUGCAGCAAUUCUCCGAGCAGCAUCCAGAGAGUGCGUCUGGCAUCAAACUGACGAUGGCUCAACUCUAUUUAAUACAAGGUCACGUAAGGAAAGCGUGUGAUGUUCUGAGGUCCAUUGAAGAGUUCAAGCACAAAUCGGGGAUGAUCUCAGCUCUGGUGACGAUGUACUCCCACGAAGAAGACAUCGACAGCGCCAUCGAGGUCUUCAAACAGGCCAUCGAUCACUACCAGUCUGAGCAGCCCGGAUCUGCUGUGCACCUGGCGCUCGUACGAGAAGCCGCCAACUUCAAGCUGAAGUACGGACGGAAAAAAGAAGCAAUUAGUGAUCUGGAGCAGCUGUGGAAGCAAAACACGAAGGACAUCCACACGCUGGCACAGCUCAUCUCGGCGUAUUCCCUGGUGGACACGGACAAAGCCAAAUCCCUCAGCAAACACCUCCCGUCUGCAGACACGAUGGCCUUAAACGUGGACGUGGACGAGCUGGAGAACUCCAUCGGCGCCACCUACGUCAGGAAGAAGGCUGCCAAGGUCACGGGAGAAAACCCUCCCAAAGAACAAAUCCAGCCGGGAGAGAUCAAGAAGAAGAAGAAGAAGAAGAAGAAAGGCAAGCGGCCAAAGAACUGCGACCUCAGCGCGACCCCUGACCCUGAGCGGUGGAUGCCCAUGAAGGAGCGCUCCCACUACAGAGGCAAGAAGAAGGGGAAGAAGAAGGACCAGAUAGGGAAAGGCACGCAGGGGGCGACGUCGGGCGCCACGGCCGAGCUGGACGCCAGUAAGACGGCCAGCAGUCCCCCUACCUCCCCCCGACCGGGGUCCGGAUCCUCCACGGGCCCCGCCACCACCGUGGUGCCCCCGCGACAGCAGAAACCCACGGCCUCGGGAGCCACGCGCAAGAAGGUACCACAGAAGAAGAAGAAGGGAGGCAAAGGAGGCUGGUAGUCGAAAGGAAAAGGGGGAGGCGCCCCGGGAAUCGGCCGACGUCUCGCCAAGAAAUCAUGAGCGGUUCUCUAUUUUUAUGUUUCUAGGUAAAUUGAACUUUUAUCCUGGCUACUCGUUUAUACACGUUAAACCAAAAGCUCCCCUCUUUACGUGCGUAACUCGAGGCGUUAAAAGAACCGGAGACGGUCAAUCAAAGGACGGAUCCGACGAAAGUCACUUUUUGUUGCUCUGCAAAAGCAGACGGUUUCUUAAGUUUGUUUUUUUAAUUUUUGACCUUCUCGAGUCAGUGAAAUACAAUAAAAUAAAUGAACUGCAGAUACUUAUUAUUUUUUUCUUCAUUAAAAAGGUCAGAUGAAUUGAGAAAAGGCUUUCUCUACUGUAACCUGGUGCUGAUGUCAUGAUAGGUCGGCUCCAAUCAGUGAAGUUUAAAUUACAUUAAAAUCACGUCUGUCCUUGACAUCAAGAAAAAUGUGUGGGACUUUAGAUUUUCAUCUUGGCAACACAACAUUAAGUCAUCUCUGUAUUUUAUCUUUCUUGAUUAUUUUAAAAUUGGAAAAACAAACUUCUGCAAAGUAAAAUGUUGGGUCUUUAAUAUUUCUUGGAUCUGAGUAUUAAAUAUCGUACUCUUGUUUCCUUUAAAAUUGUCCCUUUUGCUUUCAAUCAGCUGCAAUGUUGAAUAUUUAUUUUUGAGUCCGUGUGUUGCUCUAAAUUCAAGAUUUAAUUCAAAUUCUUGAAUUAAAUUCUGUCCAAUGCAUGUUUUAGGCCCAACCGGCGUCUGCUUUUGUUAAGUCUUAAUAAAACCCUUCACAAUGA
Messenger RNA from Pseudoliparis swirei, 2841 nucleotides. RefSeq names its product signal recognition particle 72 (gene srp72). The transcript has 19 exons. The record is from RefSeq and is a predicted model, not a curated record. Lineage: Eukaryota; Metazoa; Chordata; Actinopteri; Perciformes; Liparidae. Bases 22 to 2028 code for a protein of 668 amino acids. Gene Ontology annotation, biological process: SRP-dependent cotranslational protein targeting to membrane. Gene Ontology annotation, molecular function: ribosome binding; 7S RNA binding; protein binding. Gene Ontology annotation, cellular component: signal recognition particle, endoplasmic reticulum targeting.